This is a messenger RNA of Phragmites australis (common reed), 321 nucleotides long. RefSeq lists its product as uncharacterized. The record is from RefSeq and is a predicted model, not a curated record. The coding region runs from base 1 to 321 and encodes 106 amino acids. NCBI's taxonomy places the organism in Eukaryota, Viridiplantae, Streptophyta, Magnoliopsida, Poales, Poaceae. The transcript is spliced from 4 exons.
AUGCCCACUGCAAAUUCAAAGAGCUCUAAUGUAGAUUCCUUCUCCUCAUCAGUUAGUUCUUCCAUAGCAUCCACGGUAUCAAUACACUUUUCAGUGGAGAAAUCAUCUUCGUGCCUUUUCUUAUCAUUUAGAGCUUCCAAAAUUGGAUGGAUUUCCUUAACCCUUUUAGCACCAGGAAGAGAGGACGUGUGGACAAGCCUUAUCUCUUCUUGUAGGCAUGAAAGUAAAGCAGGAACAAGUACAAGGAAUAACUCAUCGUCGUCUUCCUCCUCCUCUAACAUGAAUCGCCUAACUUGCUCCUCCCAAGAACCCAUUAUCUAG